AUGAGAUAUAGAUAUAACAUGAAUAUACAGUAUAACAUGAAAUAUAGAGCUCUGAACUAUUUCCUGACACACUUUCCUAACUCUCAGGGUCUCGGAGUCAUUCUGUGCUGCGUCCUGGCGGUGGUUCCAGCCCACGGAAGCUUCCCCGGCGCCACAGCCCCUCCCGCCACAUGCAGGCGCUGGUGCCUAACUCCAGAGCAUCAAUCCUACUGCUGCGAGACCGUCUUUGAACCCGAGGCCCCCGUGGGCACCAAGCCCCUCGACUGCCCACGAGUCCGUCCCACCUGCCCACCCACACGCUUCGGUGGAGGACCUGUAACCUGCUCCAGCGACUUCAAGUGCGGCGGCCUGGACAAGUGCUGCUUCGACAGGUGUCUGGGAGAACACGUGUGCAAGCCCCCUUCCUUCUACAACCAGUUCGGUUGAGAAGGGAAUCAGGAAGGAAUUACUGAUUCGUGUAGAACCCAUGACUAAUAAAGUGUUAGUCCAAAGAUGA
This is a messenger RNA of Penaeus vannamei (Pacific white shrimp), 496 nucleotides long. Lineage: Eukaryota; Metazoa; Arthropoda; Malacostraca; Decapoda; Penaeidae. The record is from RefSeq and is a predicted model, not a curated record.